AUGGACUUUCGCACUGCGCCAAAGCCGUGGGUUGUCCAAAAAUAUGGCGGUACAAGCCUUGGGAAAUUACUGGACAAGGUGUGUGGGACAAUCAUUCCAUCAUAUCUUGACAGGAACAAUGUUGCCGUAGUCUGCUCUGCAUUAUCCGGGGCCACCAAGGCCACUGGCACGACAAGUUUGCUGCUCGACUGUCUUCAAUAUGCAGAGGGGGUCGGUAUGGAAUCAAUAGGCUGCAUAGAUGCGGCGAUUGAUAGCAUCCGUGAUGCCCAUCUGAAUAAAUUGCAUUCAUUUCGAGCCUAUUCCAGCAACAUUGGCGACUCGCUGCUCAAUGAGACUGCUGUCAGUGUGGUCAACGACUGCGAAGAAACUCGGAAAUUCCUUCUUGCAGCCCAGGUUGUAGGAGAUCUGUCCCCACGUACCAAAGAUCGGGUGCUCUCAUUAGGAGAGAGAUUGGCGUGUAAUGUCGUGGCAGCUGCGUUGACCAUCAAGGGAAUUCCUGCUCGAGUAAUCAAUCUGGACAACAUUGUCGCAUCUCUGCCAGACCAGGAAGCUGAAUUCGAACGCCUUGGAACUGGAUUCUACCAUCGGCUCUCGCAGAAGAUUGGAUCAAUAGUAUCCGAAUCUACAGAUGCGGUGCCUAUUAUCACUGGUUUUUUCGGCCUCAUGCCUAACUCGCUCCUCCGGUGUGUUGGUCGGGGGUAUUCCGACCUCUGUGGCGCAAUGUGUGCGGCAGGACUGAACGCUAUAGAAUACCAGAUUUGGAAAGAAGUUGAUGGAAUCUUUACCGCGGAUCCCAGAAAAGUGCCAUCAGCGCGGGUGCUGGCUACCGUUACCGCAGAGGAGGCUGCAGAACUGACUUUUUUUGGCAGCGAGGUGAUCCACCCCCUUACCAUGGAGCAACUAUAUAAGUCGGGGGUUGUCUUGCGACUGAAAAACGUAUUCAAUCCCAGCGGGUCCGGGACUGUGAUCUACCCAUCCGCUCCCAAGACAGACUGCCAGGUGAAUGAAGUAGCGCAGGAGUGCGUCAGUUUUAUGCUUUCCAACGGAUACCACGGGCAGCCUCAAAGCAGACGACGCCCAACUGCUAUUACCAACAAAGAAGGCCUCACUCUGAUCAAUGUCGCAUAUAGCCGGACCGCCAAGUCACAAAGUUUCUUGACUUCCAUCUUUUCGCAGCUUGAACGGAAUAGCAUAGUUCCGGAUUUAGUCACCACAAGUGAGCGAAAUGUCAGUCUUGCAAUCCAGGCAUCAAACGAUAAACUCGCCAGGGAUUUGCAAGAAUUUGGAUCUGUUACGAUAUUGGAAAACAUGAAUAUUGUCUCUGUUAUUGGCCAGAGGAUGCGCAAUAUGGUCGGCACUGCAAAUAUUUUCGGCACUAUCAUCCGCAAAAAUCAAUAUUUACAUGAUCAGCCAAGGGGCAAGCGAGAUAAACAUUUCGUGCGCGCUUUCUUCUCCAUUUACAUAUAA
Messenger RNA from Talaromyces stipitatus ATCC 10500, 1467 nucleotides. Its product is annotated as aspartate kinase, putative. NCBI's taxonomy places the organism in Eukaryota, Fungi, Ascomycota, Eurotiomycetes, Eurotiales, Trichocomaceae. The record is from RefSeq and is a predicted model, not a curated record. The transcript is spliced from 7 exons. Bases 1 to 1467 code for a protein of 488 amino acids. Gene Ontology annotation, molecular function: aspartate kinase activity.